Stylophora pistillata is the source of this 3286-nucleotide messenger RNA. RefSeq names its product mitogen-activated protein kinase kinase kinase 20. Gene Ontology annotation, biological process: protein phosphorylation. The record is from RefSeq and is a predicted model, not a curated record. Gene Ontology annotation, molecular function: protein binding; protein serine/threonine kinase activity; ATP binding. NCBI's taxonomy places the organism in Eukaryota, Metazoa, Cnidaria, Anthozoa, Scleractinia, Pocilloporidae. Gene Ontology annotation, cellular component: cytoplasm.
AUCGACUGAAAGAUCCGUGGCCUUUAUUUAGCUCGAGGAUGUAGUUUAAAAUCUUUAACCAUGGCCUAUGUCCAGAUCGAUUUUGAAGACCUCGAAUUUUUCGAGAAAUGUGGUGGAGGCGCGUUUGGCUCUGUCUACAGAGCGAGGUGGAAAUCGCAAGAUAAAGAGGUAGCGGUAAAGAAGAUCUUGAGUUUAGGAAAAGAGGCGAGUAUUUUGAGCAUGCUCAGUCACAAGCAUAUAAUCAAGUUUUAUGGAGCUGUAAAUUCGCAGCCCAACUUUUGCCUUGUGACAGAAUAUGCUGCUAGUGGAUGUCUUUAUGAUCACCUGGCAAACAAUAAGCUUAAUUUUGACCAGAUUCUAAGAUGGUCUACUGAGAUUGCUUUGGGUAUCAACUACCUCCACAAUGAAGCCCCAGUGAAGGUGAUUCACAGAGAUCUCAAGUCAAAAAAUGUGGUGAUUUGCUCUAACUUGACAGUCAAAAUCUGUGAUUUUGGUACAUCAAGAUUCCUGAAUAACACAACUAAGAUGUCUUUGGUGGGGACAUACCCGUGGAUGGCUCCUGAGGUUAUUCAAAGCAUGCCCAUAUCAGAGGCUUGUGACACAUUUUCUUAUGCUGUGGUGUUGUGGGAGAUGCUUACCCAAGAGGUGCCAUUUAAAGGACUUGAUGGUAUCCAAGUGGCAUGGCUGGUUGUGGUAGAGGGAGAGCGGUUGACAAUUCCAAGCAGCUGCCCGGAAACGUUUGGAAAGCUCAUGAAAAAAUGUUGGUUAACGGACCCAAAGGAACGCCCAAAUUUUCAUGAAAUUUUGACAGAACUCAAAGCCAUGGGUAAAGAUGCUUCUCUACAACAGGAAACAGACUCUUUUAUUGAGCAGAAAAGGAUCUGGAGUAAUGAAAUAGAGGCAACAUUAAGCAGGCUCAAGAAAUUAGAAAAAGAUUUAACAGUAAAGGAAAAGGAAUUGCAUGAGAGAGAAGUACGUGUACUUCAAAAAGAAAAGGAAAUAAUUGAGCAGCAGUCUGUUUCAAAGGUUCUGGACAAACAUGACGUUAAUGCCUGGACAGAGAAUGAUGUGUGUUUGUGGCUGCAGCAAGUUGCACUGAACAGUGGGCACAAAGAUCUUGUGACGUAUUUACAGCUGUUUCAAGAUAAUCAUAUCACUGGGAGAAGGCUCAUCGUGCUCACAGAGGAGAACUUGGUCGCUCUUGGCAUAGAAUCCUUCGGUCACAGGAUUGAGUUGAUGGAGCAAAUUUGUCAUUUAAGGUCUGAGAGUGAAUCAAUGAUGCACUUUCCUCCGCUUCGAUCCAAGGAUGAUGUCACUACAAAUGGUUAUCCAAGCAGUCAACCGCAACAGCAGUUAACUCUCAUUCUGUUAUUUGGUAAUCACUGUAGAAUGGAGAAAUCCUCACAGGAGCACAAAUGGAAGAUGUUUGUGGAAAUUGACGGAGACGAAAAUGCUCUACUUUUAGUGAAGAGUGUCACAUUCUUCGUCAAACACACAAGUGACGUCCAAACACUGAAUCAGCCGCCCUACGUCAUGAGCAGCUGGUGUACCAGCAAUCCCGGUGCGGCACCUGUUGUGGAAUGCACGGUGAAUUACGAGAAUGAAGUCAAAAAGCCCAGAAAUACCAAGCAUGUGCAUACAGUUCUGCUUAAAGAGAGCGGCUCAACGAGAACAAAAACUGUCCAUUUAACGCUCAAGCAAUCAGCAGGAUCCAGUGCAAGAGGGAACAACCGCCUGGACGGGCCUUCAUCUCAAUCCCCUACCCCACCUGGAUCUCCUUGUGUAACCAAGGCUUCAGGCUCAAGACGCUCGUCUUUCUCCAAUCUCCCUCCACCUCUUUUGAACGCUGUUCGUAGUAAGCAAGACCCAUUUCCAGUCACGUGGGCGCAGAAAGUGGCAUUUAGUGGCCCUUCAAGUCCUGAAAAAAGACCACCCACAAGAGUGGUCCCAUCUGCUACAACACCGACAACACGGAGUCCCCCAGAUAGCUGUCCUUGGAGUGCCUCCGUCAGCACUAAAUCUCAUAAAGGAAACCCUUCCAACUGGGACGCGAGUUGGAUAUCAGAUAGCAGUCCUAAGCCACGCUCCUCUUUUUCUCCCUCAGACCCUACCCAGGGUCAAUCCAGUCAGCAGCAUCAAUCGUCCAGAGGCAGAAGAGGAAGGGGCAGAGGUGCAAGAGGAGGUGGCCACAGGGACCAGAGCUACCAGCGAAGUUUUAGCGAUUCAAAGUAUGCCGGUAGAGGUUCAUAUGCUCGGGACAAUGAAGCGAUAAAGGAACGCAUGAUUGCUAGUGAAGGUGCCACUCGAGUUGCGCGGAGGAAAAGCAGUGAGGUUGCAAGACUCUACUCACAGCAGAAGGAGACUAGGGCACGCAAUGACAGGGGGACACCAAAUGGAAUGAAUGCGUGCGAUAGUACCUCAUCUUCAUCCGAUGCAGCCGAUCGGGACAACGCACCGGGUAAUGACACGAGUUCGGGAUGGUGUACUGUUUCACACCAGAGGACACAUCGGGAAGGAGCUGGAACCACAAACUCGCAAAGAAACGAUCGUAGAACAUUUGAUAAGCGGGCAGUUGAUGAGGGGAGAGGAACUAGAAGAGGGGGUUAUCAAGGUAGAGGAAACCAAGGUCGAGGCGACCGGGGCAGGGGAACUGGAGGCCCCAGGGGGCGUGGGCGUGGGCGUGGGCGUGGAGGAAGGGGAUCGAUGUAGACAAAGAAUAUUUGUUGCGUGCGUGUUGUUAAGGGAUUGCAGAUUUGUGUCGAAUAUUUUUACAUUGUGGCUUUUCGAACACAAAAACGUCGAAAUGGUUUUCUUUUUAUUAUGUUGUUAGUGCUCUCCUCAGCUUGAUAAAGGUAUAUUUCUGUUUAAACCAGCGGUUCUCUUAUUCUUCUUUAACUUGUCAACUCUAUGUGGUGUGUAUCCUGUCAAGCGUCCCUUCUUCGACAUGUAUUCGCGAUUGAUCCCUACUAAAAAAACAACUGAUACAUCAUUGCAUCGAGAUCAUCAUUUACGUACAUGCAUUUUUUUUUAUUGAAACAGUUGUUGAAUUUAAAACAAAGAAAAACAAAACAAAACAAAACAAAGCAAAACAAAAAAAGAACAAAAAAACAAAGACAUGAAAAAACAAAACAAACCAUACAAAAAUGGGUCUGUCAAUGGCUCGAGCUAUCCGAAUAGUUGACAAGUCUCUUAUCGAUUUAUGAUGCUGGUCGCAACUAGACGACGAGUGGCUAUUUUGAUGAAUUUUAUUGAUUUAAAAAGUAAUAAACAUUUUAUACUAUUCUGC